CAAAGAAAAGAAUUGUUGCAAUAGUCAAUUUUUAUUGGCUGCAUAAAAGUUUUCUGCCAUAACUAUUUAAUUUUUGAAGCAGCAAAUCGCAAUUCCAAUGUAUGAUUUUAGAUAGGCCAACGUAACCAACUUUCAAAGGUAGUAAGUAGUUGGCUCAUUAGGCAAUUUCUUAGCUGCGGUGACCUUACCGACAAGGUUGAUAAGACAGUUGGCCGGGCUAGCAAACUCAAAUUUGUCUGUCGUGCAAGCGCUCGGCGAUAGGAGUUUGUUUUCGUGAAGUUCGCCGGGCCGCUGCGGCACCGGGCUCUUUCCCGCGUAAAUAACCACGUAACCGACUGAAGCUUUGCGCGUUACGCAUCACGCAGAAAAUACGUGGAUACGUGCCAUGGUACUCUAUAAGCCUGCUCCAGCCUAAGAUCUAUCGGAGAGACGAAAUCGCUCGCACGUUCGCAGUAAAUAGUGUAAGAGGAAGAGGAAAGAAGAGAGAGAGAGAGAGAGAGAGAGAGAGAGAGUGACCGGCGAAAAAGUAUUUCCAAGUGCGGUGCCAGACUGUGCGCGAUUCGCAGUAAUAUAAAAGACUUAUUUGUCGUUCAAACUCAACAAGAAUCUCUUCGUCUCGAUACUGAUUCCAUCAUAAAGCCUCUUAUAUCAGAAAUAAACGGUGAGAGAGAGAGAGAGAGUGACCGGCGGAAAAGUAUUUCUAAGUGCGGUGCCAGACUGUGCGCGAUUCGCGAUUCAGAAUGGUAUCGAUAAAUAUUUGAGCAAUGAAUCUCAUUCUGGAAUGACAAAUAUUGAAGCUUUCUGGACUGCUACGCAAGCUGCUCAUGAAGAGCAUAAGUACUAUAUAAAACAUAGAAAUAUAAAAGAGUUCGUAAUUAUUCGUUUCGUUUUUUCUGCUGAACGUAGCCAUUUGACAAUCAUUAUUAUGGCAGACGAGUGGACAAUUAAUAUAUUAAAGAAGUGGGAAUUUUCAUCUUAUGAAGCAAUAUUUAAAGAACAUGAAAUAGAUAAGAAUAGCUUUUUAAAACUAAAGGAAGAGCACAUACGUCUUUUGAUUCCUCUAUUUGGCCCACAAGUUAAAUUUUUGAACUUAUGGACAAAUUUAGUGUCUUCAUCAAUGAAGGUUGAGAAUGCAGUAGAUCUGGAAGAUAGAGCUAUUGAGACAAUAAAUGCCGUUGUUGCUGCCGAUGGUAGUCUUUUGGAAGAAUUAAUCUUUGCAAAUAUACCUGAAGAACAAAAAGUUGAUGAGGAAUUACAAGUUAAUGAGGAGUUCCCUACUGAUCCCCUGUCAAUAGAGAUUGAGGCAUCACAGUCACAGCAAGUAAAACGUUGCAAGAAAAAUUCUUUGAAUGAAAACCGAAAACCUACUUGUGUUUCAAAUGAUGUAAGGCUUUAUCUUGAACGAACAAGUGAUGGCAAGAGCUAUUUUGGUCUGUAUAAAAAUCAAGGCUUCGACAACGCUCUGAGAUCAGAUUUAGCAAAAUACAUAGUAACAGCAGAGUUAGCUAGUGAUCCGAACAAACGAAUUACUUCGGAUGAUUUCAAGCGACUUAGUCAACAAAUCAUAGAACUUUUUCCUACGGAAAUUGUGGAUACUUGGUACAUUCCGAGAAGAAAGAAGACUACUGGGACUGAUCGAGCAGUACAACCUAAAGGAAAGCUAUACGAUCAGUACACGAAAUUAAUUGGGAAACUUAGAAAAGCAGAGCUUCGGAGUGGCAAUUUACAGGAAGAAGAGCAGGACGUGAAUGACUCUCAUGACUUUAAUGGAGCGGGUUCUUCAGAAACACAGUUAGAUAACCUACAGUGGUUACGGAGAUGCCUGGAGCCACAGAAUGAGGCCAUUAUAAAGUGGAAAGAGACUGCCUCCAUAAGACUUUUGAAACUCAGAAAUACGGAAUACAGACAGAAAAAAGGCAAACACUUUAUUGGUGCAAUUACUGACUACUUCAAUGAAUUUCGUAUUUUGCGACAGCCUUGGGGUUAUAUUUUGUUGGAACAAGACUUCAACUACCUGUACCCUAAUCAUUCAAUGCAACUUUUGUCCAAUUGGGAGAAAAUUGUUCAAAGAAUAAAAAGUCUUUUAAAGACUAACAUAAUAUCCUCAACUCCUGAAGAGGAAACUGUGGAGGUGUUGCUAGCAAUCCCAACACUUUUCUCUCCAAAAAAUGUUGGAAAGUGGCGUCCUACGGCUGCAGAUUUAAGUGCUGGUUUCCUGCUGCAUAUCAAGGCUUUACGAGACUUGGAAGUGCAAGUGGAACGCAUGAGGCAGAAGCUAUUUGCUGCUAAGAAGCAACUUCAGCCGUUCCCUGUCAUCAUUGGUGAAAAUACAGCAAACAUAACAGAAUCGUAUGUUUAUAUCGACAAUUUUCCAUAUAAGGUAGAGAGCCCUUUACGUGCAAUAGAUGUGUGUUUCAAAGCGUAUCAGGCUUUGCAUGCAUCCUAUCCCUUUCAGAGUAGUCAGCCAUGGCUUUUUCUUCAGCAAGCUAUUUAUCAAUUGAAAACUCAAUGGGAUGAACAUGUACCAAGUGUAGCAACAUUGGUGAAUGAAUAUUUACAGUUAACAGAUGAUUAAAUUACUUCAAUUUUGAGUUGGGAAUAAUUUUGUUUUGCAUUGAACUUUAAUUAAUUUUUAGAUAUUUUUGAAUGUUCGAAAA
This is a messenger RNA of Temnothorax curvispinosus, 2657 nucleotides long. RefSeq lists its product as uncharacterized. The transcript has 11 exons. NCBI's taxonomy places the organism in Eukaryota, Metazoa, Arthropoda, Insecta, Hymenoptera, Formicidae. The record is from RefSeq and is a predicted model, not a curated record. The coding region runs from base 782 to 2575 and encodes 597 amino acids.